AUUGCUCACGUCCCUUUCCCCCUCUGUCCGUUUCCCUCCCCUCCCUUCUUAUAGAGCCAAUGCUGGUGACCACUGAGGCAUAUUUAAAGAGUGCAGGAGCCCUCCAGUUCAGAUUCUUCAUCAAGCCAAACAAGACAAGACAACCUAAUCCGGUAACACUUCAAACCCAAGGAUGCCGAACUGGGGAGGUGGCACCAAAUGUGGUGCUUGUGACAAGUCGGUGUAUCAUGCUGAGGAAAUCCAGUGCAAUGGCAGGAGUUUUCACAAGACAUGCUUCCACUGCAUGGCUUGCAGAAAAGCUCUGGACAGUACUACAGUAGCAGCUCACGAAUCUGAAAUCUAUUGCAAAACGUGUUAUGGGAGAAAAUAUGGCCCCAAAGGUAUUGGGUUUGGACAAGGGGCAGGGUGUCUCAGCACUGAUACUGGCGAACAUCUAGGCUUGGAUCUGCAACACUCACCAAAGCCUGCUCGUCCUUCUACGCCUACCAACCCUUCAAAGUUCGCCAAAAAGUUUGGAGAUGUGGAUAAGUGCCCCCGCUGUGGCAAAUCAGUAUAUGCUGCAGAGAAAAUAAUGGGAGGAGGGAAACCUUGGCAUAAGACUUGCUUCCGUUGUGCUAUUUGUGGAAAGAGCCUAGAAUCUACAAAUGUUACAGACAAGGAUGGAGAAAUCUACUGUAAAGUUUGCUAUGCAAAGAAUUUUGGUCCUAAAGGAAUUGGGUUUGGUGGCUUCACUCAAGUGGAAAAGAAAGAGUGAAACUUUCUAUAUCAGACACAUUUCAUACUUCUGUUGAUGCCACAGAUUGAUUGUUUGCCAAGUAAAACAGUGAUGCACUGAUAAGAACCUGGGGCAUUUUAAAAUAAUUUAUGCUUCU
Dermochelys coriacea (leatherback sea turtle) is the source of this 872-nucleotide messenger RNA. It is a transcript of the gene CSRP3, whose product is annotated as cysteine and glycine rich protein 3. The transcript is spliced from 6 exons. Gene Ontology annotation, cellular component: cytoplasm; nucleus; Z disc. The coding region runs from base 173 to 754 and encodes 193 amino acids. The record is from RefSeq and is a predicted model, not a curated record. Gene Ontology annotation, molecular function: actinin binding; structural constituent of muscle. Lineage: Eukaryota; Metazoa; Chordata; Testudines; Dermochelyidae. Gene Ontology annotation, biological process: cardiac muscle contraction; muscle tissue development; sarcomere organization.